Molecule: messenger RNA, 735 nt
Organism: Penicilliopsis zonata CBS 506.65
Lineage: Eukaryota; Fungi; Ascomycota; Eurotiomycetes; Eurotiales; Aspergillaceae
Exons: 2
Coding region: 1-735 (244 amino acids)
Biological process (GO): nucleobase-containing compound metabolic process
Cellular component (GO): cytoplasm; mitochondrion
Molecular function (GO): AMP kinase activity; ATP binding
Source: RefSeq, a predicted model, not a curated record
AUGGCUCCUGGGCGGCGACAGCUCAAGAAGGCAGCCCGUAUUAUUCUGAUCGGGGCGCCGGGAGUGGGCAAGGGGACACAAACAGAGCGCCUGCUGGCCCGGUUCCCUGACCUUGCGUCCAUCAGCUCGGGAAAUCUAUUGCGAGAGAAUGUGCGCAUGAAGACACCGUUGGGGUCCAAGGUUGAGGCUGCGAUGCAAUCGGGGAACUUGGUGCCAGAUUCUAUGAUUCUCGAUCUGAUUUCCGCCGAACUCGUCUCGAAAGGAUGGCUGUCGAGACCGCCAUCCGUAUCCGCUACAGAUGAUACUAUUCCCUCGCCAUCCCUUUCGCCCUCCGCCUCGUUUAUCCUCGACGGAUUCCCUCGCACCGCCGUCCAGGCAUCCAGCCUGGACAGACUCGUCCCCGUGAACUUUGUCGUCCACCUCCUGACACCGCCGGCAGUGAUUCUCUCGCGGAUCGCAUCGCGCUGGGUGCACGAGCCGUCCGGUCGUGUGUACAACACCGAGUUCAAUGCGCCCAAGGUCCCCGGCAAGGACGACAUAACAGGCGAGCCGCUGACGCAGAGAAAAGACGACUCGAUCGACACGUGGAAGCAACGGCUCCAGAAAUUCGAGGAGACGAGCAAGGCGCUACUUGACCACUAUGACCGCAAGGGUUGUCUGUGGCGCGUCGAGGGCAACAGCAGCGACGAAAUCACGCCGAGGCUUCUUGCAGAGGUCGAGCGGCGGUUCUGCUGA